AUGAAUCCUCGCGAGCAGCCUGAUAUGCCUCCGGCGCCCUCUUACCCAUCUCCAAAUGGCGCGCAGAUGGCUCAGGGCGCGAUGCCGUACUACAGCAACCGCCAACUGACAACCGACGAACUGCUGUCCGCUGAGCUGUCGCGUGAAGCUUCUGGGCCUGGAUUAGGUGACGGUUCAAGCAAUGGCGUGCAUCAUGGCCAAGGAAUGGUGUUGGGCUCGUCGAACGCCGGCGACAUCGGUCGCCACUCCUCUGAGGACCAACACCAACACCAGCAUAUGCUCCAGUUCCCUCCGAGCCAGCAGGUGGGCGUCGACCCAAAUCACGAUCUGAGUUACGGUGAACAAAGUGCACGCAAGCGAUCGAAAAUCUCUAGAGCCUGCGACGAGUGUCGGCGGAAAAAGGUACGAUGUGACGCAAGCUCGGAAACUGGUCUUGAGACAUGCUCCAAUUGUCGCCGCCUGGGAGUCGUCUGCCAGUUCAGUCGCGUGCCCAUGAAACGUGGACCUAGCAAAGGCUAUAUCAAGGAGCUCGCCGAACGACUUCAUACCCUUGAGAGCCAGAUGCAGCCUGGAAUCGUCCAGCCCGACGUGCCAUACCAGUCCAUGAACGAGGUCAACUUGUCUCGUGGCUAUCAAGACUUCACAUCGCCGGUGGACCCUGGCUCAGCAAGUCGCAAGAGAACAUACUCAGUGUUUGAAGGUCUACCGAGCUCCUCUUUCGCUCAGCCACCGUUUAAUGGCCGCGGCACGAAUGCCUUCGACGCCCCCGAUGCAACCGCAGACCCAUACAACCCCACUGUUGCGAGCGGCAGUGCGCCGAAGCCUGGCAAUCUCUUCUGGAACCCGACCGGGAAUGAGCAGGAUCUCCCCGGUGGUCUUGAGAUGGCAGAUCUGCCCAAGCAUGAAGGCGAUGAUGACAUGUCUCCUGUCAAUCUUGAUGAAGGGGCGCUGGAAGCUUACUACCAGAAGGUCCACACCCUGUUGCCGGUCCUUCCACAUACGCGAGAUCGGACACUGGAGCUUCUUCACCAGUGCAACCGUGAAACCCAGGAAAUAUUCUGUUACGCACUGUAUUCGGUCACUCGGACGGACUUGUCUCGCGUCGUAGGCAACUUUGAGAAAGUUACGUCGUUUGACAAUGCUCAGGACCUUCUCCUAUAUCAUACUCGCCAGCCCUUGAUUGUCCAAUCGACAGCAGUGAACUUAAUUUGGUUACAGACCCUGCUUCUGAUGAUCAUCGAUUGUGAUACUCGUGGACCGGACAAUUUCGUCCUCAAAGAUGGCAUUCCCAAGCACACUCUGGUUCAGGCAGCCAGCAAACUUGGCUACGACUUGGCCAAGAGCCAAGGCCAGCUAAGAAACAAGCGGUCCUCUGACCUAGAUGUCGACUCGGAUGCCAAUCUCACUCGUCGCAACUGGGUGGCUUUGAUUAUCCUGACUCGGUGGUACGCUAUUAGUGUGGCCGAUGCUACUGUCAUCGGAGGACAGGAGAUUGGUGGCCGUGAAGAUGAACGGAUCGUUGGACCGAUUACCACAGGCAUUGCAUCUUUCUCGACAUUCCUCUCGGAGAUGGUUACUCUGGCCACUGUUGAGCACAACGUCUGUCAGACUAAUACUGGUCUCGGGCGGAUGGUGGGCGCCAACCUGGUUGCUUCUCUUGAGCGCUUGGGCGAAAUGGAAGACGUGUUUAAGGUACAGGAGCUGCCAGAGAACACCGUUACUCGGCCUCUCUUUGAGAGCCUUCAAUCCCAACUCUACUGGACAGUCCGCCUCUUAAUCAAGCGCCAUGUCUUCGUCUACAGCCCAUACGAGAUCAUAUACUGUGCCCAAGAAGUCAUCAACGAGCUCCACAAAGCGACUGUGCAAAGCCGUCUGCCUACCCCAUUCGACCUGCACAGUCUUGCGCUUGCUUCAAUGACUCUUCUGGAGGCUAGCGUUCUUCCCGAGCACAGCAGCGAGUGCUGGGACUCGCUACAGAAAGUCGAGGAGAUACUCGACCUCCGGUCAAAGCGGUCUGCUAUGGCCGGCGAGUUUGAUAACAUCUUCGGCACGCCCGGCUGGGACGCGAAGAUCCGCGUCUUUCUCGAAUGGCGCCGCGCAAAGUCGCAGGAGAGCCAACUGCAGGAGGCUGCCAUCGGCGCUGUUCGGAGCGACAAUAUUACUGGAUCCGGAUCUCAGCCUCCAGUUAUGGGCCCCAACGAGCAGCGCUCGCUCCAGCACCUGGCUGACCUGGCCGUUGGUGCGGAGGGCUCAGUAGGCCAGAAUGCGUCCACACCUCCGCCGGGUCUGUCUGCCGAGCACGGUGAGACUUCGCCGAACUUGGCGCCGCAGUUGGCCCAGGCUCACGGCGGGAACGGUCGUGUUGUGGUGGAUUUCACAAUGCUCACCAAGGAGGGCUAUUUGAAUGUCUUCUCUGGGCUAAUCUACCGUCGCACUCGCUGA
Molecule: messenger RNA, 2442 nt
Organism: Penicillium macrosclerotiorum
Lineage: Eukaryota; Fungi; Ascomycota; Eurotiomycetes; Eurotiales; Aspergillaceae
Product: putative C6 finger domain protein
Exons: 5
Coding region: 1-2442 (813 amino acids)
Cellular component (GO): nucleus
Molecular function (GO): zinc ion binding; DNA-binding transcription factor activity, RNA polymerase II-specific
Source: RefSeq, a predicted model, not a curated record